This is a messenger RNA of Monoraphidium neglectum, 1956 nucleotides long. RefSeq lists its product as hypothetical. NCBI's taxonomy places the organism in Eukaryota, Viridiplantae, Chlorophyta, Chlorophyceae, Sphaeropleales, Selenastraceae. Bases 1 to 1956 code for a protein of 651 amino acids. Gene Ontology annotation, cellular component: endoplasmic reticulum; Golgi apparatus. The record is from RefSeq and is a predicted model, not a curated record. The transcript is spliced from 7 exons.
AUGGCGGACACGAAGCUUAGGGAAGUCGUCAAGCAGUAUGAGGGGAAGCUCGCGGCGCUCGGCGCCAUCAACGACGCACUGCGGCAGGAGAAUGAGCAGCUACGCGCUGACCUGGAGGACGCGGCGCUCCCGCGCGGGGAUGCAGAUGCCGAGGAGGCCGCGGAGCUGCGGGAGGAGUUUGCGCGGCGGCUGGGGGAGCACCAGCGCACCAUCGAGGCCCUCAAGGACAACAAUGCCAGACUGCAAGAGCAGCUCAAGUCCGCCGCCGGCGCCGAGCGCGCGCGCGCCAAGGAGCUCGAGGGCGAGAAGGAGAAGCUGCUGGGCAGGUGCCAGGCGCUCGAGGCGCAGCUGAGCGACGCGCGGAGCGCCGCCGCUGCUGCUGCGGCGGAGGCGGAGGCGGAGCUGCUGGCGGCGAGGCAGGGGCUGCGGGAGUGCCAGCAGGAGGCGGCGGAGCGGUUGGCGCAGGAGCGGCAAGCGGCGGAGGCGGCCUUGGCCGAGGCGCGCAGGGCUGCAGCAGCUGACGGUGAGGCGAGCGCGGACGACGCGCGGCGGCGGGAGGCGGCGAUGGCCGCGGCGCUGGCAGAGGCGCAGGCGGGCGUGCAGCAGCAGCGGGCGGCGGCGGCGGCGGCGGAGGACGCGGCGCGCAGGGCGGUGGCUCAGCUGCAGCUGCGUGUGCGGAUCUUGGAGGAGCAGAACAAGGAGGCAAUGGCGGGCACGAGCGACGCCACGCAGCCGCUGCUGCGGCAGGUGCAGUCCCUCGCCGCCGCCCUCGCGUCGGCGCAAGCAGCCGCGGCCGACGCAGAUCUGCAGGCCGCAGCGCGCCUCUCUGCCGCCGACGGCGCCGCGUCCGCCGCGCGCGCGUCCGCCGCGGCAGCGGAGGCGCGUGCGGCGGCGGCGGAGGCCGCGCUCGGCGCGGCGCGGGGCGCGGCGGCGGCGGCCGCGCAGGAGGCGGCGGAGCAGCGGUCGCGGGCAGAAGCGGCGGCGCGGCAGUGCCUGGCUGUUGAGGCGGAGAGGGACGCGGCGGAGGAGCGGCUGGCGGCGGCGCGGCGGCGCGAGGAGGGCUUGCGGCAGGAUCUGGAUGCAGCACAGCGCGACCUGCAGGAGAAGCAGUGGGAAGCUAAGCAGCAGCUGGCCCUGCUGUCCCGCCAGCGGGACGGCCUGCAAGAGAGGGCAGAGGCGCUGCUGCAGCACCAGCAGGAGCUCCAGGCGCAGCUGCAGCAGUGGCAGCUGUCCGCGGGCCCCGGCGCGCGCCGGCCACCGCUGGGGGGCGCCGCGUCGGCGUCGGCGCAGGCGCUCCAAAACGGCACCGGCGAGGGCGGCGGGGCGCUGGCGGGCGGCCGGAGCUGUAGUGGCUCUCAGCAGCCGCAGCACCAGGGCAGCGGGCUGGACGGGCUGGCGUCGCCUCGCAGCGGCGUGUCCCUGUCAGCGCUGGUCGCGAGCAACCGGCUGUCACUGAACGCGGCGGGCCCGGGGAGCGGCAGCGGCGGCGGCAGCGGCCCCGGCAGCCCCGCGCGCGGGCGGUCGCUGUCGGGCAGCUUCUCGGGGGCGCUCGGCCCGGAGGCUUCCCUCGCAGCCGCACAGGCGCAGCUGCAGCAGGCGCAGCGGGCGGCGCAGCGGGCGGCGGCGGAGGCGGCGGCGGCGCGCGCGGAGCGGGACUCCGCGCAGGAGCAGCUGUAUGAGGCGCUCAAACGCGCGGGCGAGGGGGAGGCGCGCGCAGCGGAGGCGGAAAAGCUGCAGCAGCGACUGGCAGAGACGCAGCACGAGCUGGGGGUGGCUGUCGAGCUGCUGGGGGAGCGCAGUCUGCGUAUAGAGGAGCUGGAGGCUGACAUCAGCGAGAUGAAGGCUAUCUUCCAGGCGCAGAUGGACGAGGCCGCACACCAGCUCGACAGGCUGCAGCGCGCCGCGUCAGGGGCAGCCGCCGCCGGCGGCCCUGGCGGCAGCAGCGGCGGCGCGUGA